UUGCUCGUUGCAGUUACGAACUCGAGGUAGGGCACUAAUUCAAAGCUUUCCUUUCGAGUUCCUAGGCGGUAAAAUCGAUAUAGUUUUCAACAGAUCCCAUCAUGGCGAUGCAGGACGUUAUAAAUAAGGUUAAGGGGACAGCUCUUGGAGUUGCGGAGUACUUGACGCCUGUUUUGAAGGUGCGUUACAAAAUUUUCUACUUAAUCGAAAAUCCAGCUGUGCAAUUUUGUUUUUUUUCGCUUAUUUUCAAUCAAUUUAGAGAAUUAACCAUCUCUUCUGUCAAUAUAGGAGUCAAAGUUUCAAGAAACGGGCGUUAUUACUCCGGAAGAAGUACGUAUGUAGGUUUUUUAGCUGCGUAAUCCAUGUAAAUAUAGUGGAAUUUGUACUCCACAAGCGAUCGUUUAAUCCAUUUGCGCUUAGAUUUGAGCUUCUAAAUGUUAUAGUAAAGUUCGGAUAUAGCGCGCGCUGUCAUUGGUUGAAACAGCGCGCUAUAUGAGAGGAAAGAACAUAGAGCAAGAGCGCUAAAGCUGUCAUGCCAACUGCCAAAUUGUACUAUAUAUGUCCGACCAUUUCCCGGACUUCUCUCUAGCUUUUUUUCACUCAUUGAAAGUGAAAUUUCGGAACAAACGAGCCGGCAAACCACACUAAAGUUGAAAGAUAUUGUGAAACUCAACAAGUGUGGAGGAACACUCGACUACAUCUCGUGUUUCUACCUACACUUCUUUCAUGCUCUAGCCGCUUCCUGCGUGCUUUACAACAGAACAGAGCACAGUCAAGGCUUCUCCGUUAGUAAAAUAGACUAACCAAUUUUUAUUCCAUGACCGAACAAUGUCUUUCACUUUUGAGUGCUUAGAGCGAUGCUUAUACGAAGGAAACCAAAACAACAAUUAACUGUCUACUGUAGAUCCCAAUCAAUCAUUAAUGAAGAAAACAAUUACAAAAAAAGAUAGUUUACCUUUGAGAGGAACGCUUUGUUUUAGGACAGUGUGGGAUGAUGUGGAUAUCUUCUUUUCAAAGUUAUCGCCAUGUAAAGAUAUGCACAUGUAACUUCUCCCUAAAAUAUCCAUAUAUUAUCUAGCAAAAAGUCCAUGAGGAUAAUCAAACUUAUCAGGUAGAAGUUGUUGUCUUGAUCUAACACCAAAUUCUCAUCACUUAUUCACAAGGAAAUGUGAAGUAGUUUAAGGGGAGAAUUAAUGACCAGAUCUCGGCAGUUAGAAAGAUUAAAGGGGCUGCAAUGUGAAAUCCAAGCUUGUCCACAAGCUACAGACUGCAAUAGGAGGUCUUCUAAGCAGCAGUAGACUGCCAAUAACUAGCUUUUAAUAAAACCCUUGGUUCAAACCAUUUACUGUAUCAUUAUUAGUGAUACAAGUAAUUCAAUUUGUUGCAUAUCUACUUAUUUUUUUUAUGUGUGAUUUACAGUUUGUGGCAGCAGGAGACCACUUAGUACAUCACUGUCCAACAUGGAAAUGGUUUGUGUCUGUCUUGUUUUGUUGAGAUUAUAUGAUCUACAGAGGUUUUUCACUUUCACUCCAAGGAGUGAUACAGAAGUUACUUCUCUCAACAAUAUCAAUGUAAUAUCUGGCAAACAGUUGAUGAAAAUAUAGACAAAUAUCAAUUGAUAGGAGAUACUGUUGAGAUCAACACCCAGUUGACUGGACUGUAGCAACUGUUUGAAAGGCUGAUGCAGAAUCAGCAACCUGUUCAAUCUCCUAUUGUUAUUAAGUAAAUUUCUCUGGCAAAAUUAUGAUUUAUAUUCCAAAUUGAUUCUGUCUUUUCUUUCCUAGGGAUUCAGGACCUGAUGAUACUAAAAUAAAGAACUACCUUCCAAAAGACAAGCAGUUUUUGUAUACAAAGAAUGGUAAGCAUGUUUUCCAAUAUUUGUAAAAUCAGUACACCUUGCUUACAUUCCAUGAGUCAUUCUUUAUUUCUGAAAUGAUUUGCCUUUAGUUCCUUGCUACAAGCGAUGCAAGGAAAUGGAACACCAAGAGGAAAAUGAAGCUAUUGUUGAACCAGAUGAAGACGGAGGCUGGGUAGACACCCACCAUCACCUCGAUCCAAGUGGGGAGCAAGCUGUCACUGGUACUCAGGAGUCGUUUGCAAGAGAUGACACUUGAAUCUGACAAGGCAAGUGCUAAUUUAUGAAGGAAGUUACUUUCUAAAGAAACUGUGUUGCUAGUACAUUGUUGGGAGGUAUAACAUGAUAACUUGGUUUUCUCAGUUGGGUUGAUGUUGAAUAAAAUAAGCAAUAAAUUGGUCACUGUAGGUUUUCUAAAGCUUCCUUUUCAAGCAUUAGCCCUUUGUUGGAGAAAAGGGCUAACGGUUUGCAACAAGUUAAUGAAGGGCUUAGUGUUUGCUCUGACAAAGGGCUGCCUCUUGAAGCAUCAGCUCUAGCAACUCUAUGUGGCCAAUGUUCAUUAUCAACUCAGUUGAUAAAACCAAUGAAAUUAUAUGCUAAUCAGUUUGUGCUGAUGGCAUGCUAAGGGUGCACUCACAGGAGUGAUGAGAAACCAUGACCCAUUAAAAGCAGUAACAACAGCAAAUUGUCUUUUAGGGCACAAAAGAUGUAACACCAGUAGAUAAUGAUGAUGAUGAAGAAGAUGAUGAUGAGGAGGCAGUGGAUAUGGAAGGUAAGUGUAAUUGUACUGAUCAUUUUGUUCAGACUUGCAACAUUAUGAAACUACAGAUGGUACCAGUUAACCCUUUAAAUCCUAGAAAUGAUGAACAUGAAACUUCUCCCCAUAAUAUCCAUACAUUAUUCAGCAAACAGGUAAUGAAAAUAUUCAAACUUAUCAGGUAGAAGCUGCUAUCUUGAUCUAGCACCAAGUUCUUAUAACUAAUUGACAAAGAAAUGUGUAGCAGCCACAGGGGAGAAUUAGCAAUCAGAUUUUGGGAGUUAAAGGGUUAUUAAAAAGAUAUUAAGUGCAUUGACAGAACUGAAAAUAAUUUAAUUCUGUCCAGUUCAUAGUUACAUCACCUUUUCAAUUUAUACUUUGAAAAUGAUACACUACUAGUCAGUUUCAUUACAACUACUAUGCAGUACUACUUGUAAUACUGCUUAACCAGCAAUGAUACAAAUGCUUUAUUCCCCAUUUCCUUUUUUUCAUGCAGACCUCAAUUUGUGAUGAGGUACAGUAUAUUCCAAAAAGUGCAAAUGAUGAACAUUCACGAUGAGUAGCAAUAUAUGUCAGUUGUAGUUAAUCACCCCAUGCUUCAGAAACAAAGACAUGAUCCAGUAAUAAAGCAAGUCACCAGGCCUGUUGCUUUUUUCAAAAACUUAACCUUGUCUUUUUGCAGGCUACCUUGUCAAUUAAACCAACUUCUAAGGCUGAGUCAGAGGCGGAGGGAGCCACAGAUGCAAAUGCCUCUGGUGGAAUUCUACAAACAAGAACUUACGACAUGUACAUUACAUAUGACAAAUAUUAUCAGACGCCACGACUGUGGCUGUUUGGUUACAAUGAGGUAAGAGUUUGUUGAAUCUCAUUACAUUGAGAGUGACUGAAAUCCCAGAAUUGCAGGCAGAUCUGAAAAGAAAUAAAACAUUCUUCUGUACUCUUUUGUCAUGAGAGCCAAGACUUUGGUAUCUGUAUCUACUGGGCCUCUCCAUUAUGACAUGGGUCAGUGUAAAACUUCAUGCCACAGGGUGCCAAGAUUUCUGAUGUACAUAUUCAUUUAGAACUAACCAUAUGAAUUUUAAUGCUACAUGUAUAAAGGUUUUGCCUUUCAACUGACCUGGAAAAAAACAGAAUACUUUAUUCUUUGUAGGGAUUAGCUCAAAUUGUUAACAAAAAGGGUCACUGCAUAUCAAUUUUUCCAGUUUUUUAAAGGUCUGGUACAGGUAUUGGGAGUAUAAUGCGACCAGCCAGUCCAUAAUUUUUGGAAUGAGCACUAUUGAGACAAUCAUGUAGCUUUUUGGAUGUUUUAUUUUACAGAACCGAGAACCCCUUGCAGUAGAAGAGAUGUAUGAGGAUAUGAGUCAGGUAAAGUUUUAGCAGUUUUCAGAGUAGAGUUUUGUUGGUUGAUUUUUGCAUCAUGAACAUAAUGUGUGCUUUGAAUUGUAGGACCAUGCAAAAAAAAACAGUGACAUUGGAGGCUCAUCCUCAUUUGCCAAUGACCAUGGCAUCUGUUCAUCCUUGUAGGUGAGUUGCUACAACUGUCUUCUUACACCUAAUCCUUACCUUGAUUCUCUCAAAUACUUUGCACUUUCUCUAUAUCACUACACCUACGGGAAUUUGUUGCUCAUCCCUUUCUGCUGUACACACAAUCUGAUAAAAAUCUGAAUUUCAAGGAUGGGAUACCCUGAAAAUAGAUACUUGGUAUCAACUGCUGUCAACUUCAGUCUCCUUUGCAUUUUCACUUUCGUUCACUUACAUAACGUUCUUCCUGAAAUUUAUUAAGUUAUAGAAUGUAUAUAAUGAGGUGAAGGUAGUUAAUGGUCACUCCUAAAAACGGCAGGCAGACACCUAUCCAAAACGGACACUAAUACCUAAGUGCAAGUGCUGAAUUUUUGGAGAAAGGUCUCUUACAAUCAGAAAUUUCUGCCUUGAGAGACCGACUUUAAGUUUGUUAAUACUUCAAAGAACAAAGCACAAUGAUCCUUUAGUAGAUCAUGUGUAAACCACUUAAUCUAGAGUCCAGUUUGAAAAUUGCUGAAUUAAAAAUACAUCGCCACGUUAUUUUAGUUCACUGAGCCAAAAAAAAAAAAGGACACUGCUGGUUGGUGCAAAUCCGUAGUCACGGGUCUUUUUUUCAACUCAUUAGACAUGCUGACGUAAUGAAGAAGAUCAUACAGACAGUCGCUGAUGGCGGAGGAGAGCUUGGAGUUCAUAUGUAUCCUUUGAAUGUCAUGGUAAUGCGCGUGAUUCCGUGGAAUUAAAGCGUUAUCACGCGUUUCUUAGUACGUGAUCACACAAGAUGGUAUGAUCCAAACCAAGCUCAUACAUGUUCUAAACUAGGAAAAAUAAGCACACAGAAGCAAAGAGAUGGACUUUUUCUAUGCCACUUUUUUAUUUGUGGCCGUUACUUUUGUAGUGGUGAGGACAUAUGUUUAUGACCAAUCAUCUAGCAUUAUUCAUGUAACGUGACUUUCUUAGACCAAUCCGAGAUUAGAACAAUCAUAUUUGAAACUGAGCUGAAAUUUCCCAAGUGAACAGAAGGUGAUAGAGACGUGAGACAGAUUUAAACACAGGAAAAGGUGAUUUUUCGUCUUGUCACGAGCGUGGGACAAAGAAAAAUUCUUAGUCCUAGUGAGGAAUCGAACCUUAGACCUUCGCAUUCCGCGCACCGAUGCUCUACCACUGAGCCACAGAGACAUGUUUUGCAAAUUGAAAACAUCUGUGAUCUGUUCAAAGAAACAAAAUUCGUCCUGCGAACUCAGUCAGCCUUGUCUUUGGAAUGAGUUGAAGACACGAGAAGAAGCCCUAUUUAGAUUUUACGUUUUCCUUGACUUUUUUUCCCCAGUUAUCUACUCAUCUUUCUCAAAUUUGUCCAGGCUGUGAUACCCACAAUAGAGUACGACUAUAUGAGACACUUCACCAUGUGA
Molecule: messenger RNA, 5539 nt
Organism: Pocillopora meandrina
Lineage: Eukaryota; Metazoa; Cnidaria; Anthozoa; Scleractinia; Pocilloporidae
Source: the annotation of a GenBank genome assembly